Propithecus coquereli (Coquerel's sifaka) is the source of this 873-nucleotide messenger RNA. It is a transcript of the gene PLET1, whose product is annotated as placenta expressed transcript 1. The record is from RefSeq and is a predicted model, not a curated record. The transcript has 4 exons. NCBI's taxonomy places the organism in Eukaryota, Metazoa, Chordata, Mammalia, Primates, Indriidae. Gene Ontology annotation, biological process: negative regulation of cell-matrix adhesion; positive regulation of cell migration; wound healing, spreading of epidermal cells. Bases 1 to 657 code for a protein of 218 amino acids. Gene Ontology annotation, cellular component: apical plasma membrane; external side of plasma membrane.
AUGGCAGGCCUCCAUCCCAUGCCACUGCCACUGGGGCUGCUUCUGUGCCUUGGACUGAAGUUUUCUGCGGCCACCCCUACAAAUCACAGUGACAACUGCGUGGUCUUUGAUGAGGUCUUCACCACCACCAGCCCAGGCAUCAGGGCUAAUUCGGACACCUAUGAAAGCAACACAAUCUACACAGUAUGGGUUCCGGUGAAUGACAAUGUCAGCUCUGUGAUCCUGCGAGCAGUGGACAAGAACAACAGCACGGUGGGCUCCUGGCAAGGAGCAGACAAGGAAUGCAACAGCGGCUCCCUGUAUUACGUGAAAAACGUACACGACAUGCUGCUCCAGGCAAAUUGGGUGGCUCCUAAAUCUGAGAACAUAACUGAAGUCGAACUACAAGCCUUCACUGUCCUCCCCCACAACACGGCCACAUUGUCUUCUCUGAAACUGAACAGCAAAGUGACAACCACAACCUUGACCUCCAAGAUUUUUACAACCUCGACCUCCAAGAUUCCUGUAACUGUGACCUCCAAGAUUUCCACAACCAAGCCGACCACAGCCUCAACCCUACCCACAACCAGAAGCUUGGCCCACAGAGCCACCAACAGACCUAUCAUAGAUGCCAUUUCUAUCCUGCUCGCUUUUCUCAUCAGCAAACUUCUCUUCUAAAAGGAAACUAGUGAAACAAUUGUUCCUGCCUCCAUGGCAUCCUCCUACGUUCACUUCCAAGCUGGUGCUUGGAAAUGUGUGUGAAUGACGGCUCUACAUUCCCAAACGUGCAACUCAACUGCCACUGCUUCAGACCAGAACAGAGACCAGGGGGCACUCACUGGUGGGCUUGGGUCACGCAGAUGUUCAACUGUAUCUUUCAGGACACAAAUUAUG